AGCAGCUAAACGUUUUAGCACUGUGCCUGGCCCUCACCAGACCACUUCUCUUCGAAUUGGGACCACAAAGAAGAAUAAGAGAUUAUCAUAGUCAACGGACUGGGAGCAAAGUGUGACAUUGGGCUUCCCCUUUGUUUGAACACGACUGAUUGGCAGGUUUUGCACUUUAGCAGGGUUUUAACACCACCACUUUGGUUUGGGCAAUCCGACGGGGUUAGCCACAUGGUGGGGAUAUCGAUAAGGCCGUCCGGCCUGUUCAGCGUGUUUCGUCCACGCGUUCCAGAUGCCAAGAGCCCUGAGCACGUGCAGCGGUCAUUGCUCUUCUUUGGGGUGCUCGUUCACAUCGACGAUAUCAAGCACAAUCUGGGGCCAAAAUGGGGGCCCUUCGCCGAGGAGCUGCGCAUACGGCUGGAGCCCAUAACCCUGACCCCCCAUACCGAGAUCUCAGACACAAUGCUCUACAAUGCGACGGACGAGAUCAUAGAUCAGACAAAGAGCUGGAAGGAGGCGGACGAAGUCAUGUGCUACUUGAAGAAAGUCUCAGGAACGAUCGUGGCGAACGUUGCGGUGCCCACUGACUGGCGAGUCAAAGCGGACCUCCUCGCGACGUUUCACCGGAUGUAUGACCGUUUGCAAAGGGAGGGAGUGAAGACCGAGAACACUUACGUGGAAGGGGUGUCGUCGUCCCAAGGGUUCAUGGAGGUGCCCGUAUGGUUCGGGACGUGCCGAAUGCCGAGCGGGAGCCAGUCGUCGGAAGCAUACUUUGGAACGGAGCGAGCGGACGAAGUCACGGUGGGCGUCACGCGGGUAUCGAUUCCCGACACCGACAACGUCGCGCAGAUGCACUCGACGCUCCCCUACCUGUGGUUCCAUGACAAUUUCCGCCCCGUCAAAAGCAAACGCAGCGUUGUUUUGAUGAAGUGCAUCGGGAUGAACGACUACAUUUUGAGGCAUCACAUGUCUCGCUAUCAGAUCCACAUGCAGCAGCACGCGCACGGGCACGGGGUCGCUGCGAGAGAGUCGUGCAUUUACGUGCACGGGUUCAACUCCAAGUUUGUCCACGCGGCCAGGAAGAUGGCGCUCUGCGGGUACAAGAUGCACGUCGACGCGCCGCUCUUCAUGUUCAGCUGGCCGUCCUAUCAGGCCGUCGAUCGUUACAAUGCGGACGAGGGAAACGCGAUGUGGGCCGUCCCGCACUUCGUGGACUUCUUGACACGUGUUCUCACGGAGUUCAAGCUGGAGAAAGUGCACCUGAUUGGUCACAGCAUGGGCAGCCGCGUGAUCUUGUAUGCGCUCGCGCGUCUUCGCCCCGACCUCCUCCCCGAGGGCUCCGCCAAGCUGGGCCGCCUCGUGCUCGCGGCACCCGACUUCGACCUGGGGGAGUUCUACCUCAUGCAAAAAGACCUGAGCCAAAUGCUGGAACAAAUCAACAUCUACUCGUCCGCCAACGAUCAGGCCCUGCAUGUCUCGAAGCGGAUCCACGGGGGCCACCCCCGCCUAGGCGAGUUUCCAAGCAACCCCGGAACAAGGCCCUGGCACUUACCCUUCGCCGAAACCGUCGAUCUAAUCGACGCGACCGGGCUCGACCGAAGCGUCAUCGGGCACGGUUACGUGUUCUCUCACGCGGGGGUUCUGCAGGACGCGUGCGAGUUCCUGCGUGACGGAAUUCCGGCGGAACGGCGGCCGACGCUGCGGGCGACGGCGCUCCCGGGGGGGUUCCGGUACUACACGUUCCAGGGCGUGUCGGAGGCCCCCUCAGCGAUCGAGACGGAGAUGGGGGACAUGGAGGAGUCGCUGGAUGGGGACGAGGACGAGUGACGUGGGCGGGUUUGUGAAUAGCGUAAGGGAUGUGUACAGCGGUCGGGAUAGCAGUGCGCAAAUGCGCAAUAAAGCGGACAGAAUGAGUGUCAUUGCUGAGAAUCUUUUUGCCGUUGGGAUGGGCGAGAGGCUGGCAACCAAGGAGCGUGUUAGAGGAGAUUGAUUGAGUGAAGGAUCUGGUGAUUGAAUGAUCUGACAAGUUUGUGCAAGUGUUGAGUGGGAUGCUCUAGGUUUCACGCCACGGAGGCAAGCAGUCAGGCUGUGCAACAAUUGCCAAGGCGGGCAUGCAGUCUUAGACGUCGUGCUUAGCAAAUCGAAGUCAGAAAUGUGCGAUAGCGUGACAUCUGUGUGGACAAGCCCUGUACACUUCCUUAGUGAUUGCUGAGCGGCAGCUUCACAAAGAGUAUCGUAUAUAGUGUCGAAGAUCUGGACACUUAGCAAAUCACUAAUAGCCGCGAGGAUGCACAGUCCGCCUAAGCUUUCAAUCACCCAUCAAUUCCAGCACAUCUACAUGGUGCCAGCGUGGCAUGUGCAGACAGAGUCCGAACUGGCACAU
Molecule: messenger RNA, 2374 nt
Organism: Klebsormidium nitens
Lineage: Eukaryota; Viridiplantae; Streptophyta; Klebsormidiophyceae; Klebsormidiales; Klebsormidiaceae
Source: the annotation of a GenBank genome assembly